UUAUGGUGACUAGAAAAUAACUAUUUAUCAAUAUUUGCUUCAAAAUUUCCAAGCAACCAAUACUAUUCAUGGUGACUUCGGUCUUGAAUAUUUGAAAAAAAAAAUUCAGGAAGAAACAACCUCGCAUCGACAAUCAACAAAGUUCGUUAUACGGAAUGUACUCCAAUCCAUAACCUCGUAUUUGAACAACACUCACGGUGACAUUUCCAAUUUUCAUUAAAUGGUAUCGGAGUCCUUGAUACACGCUUAGUUUAGUGAAGAAAUGCCAGUAUGAUGACCGGAGGACAUGGUUCAUCAGUUUGGCUGCUGCUGCUGCUGCUCUUAUUGGACAUCGGGAUUGGUGUCGCUGCUGAAGGAGGCGGAGACACGGUGGUAGAGUCUCUGGUAGACAGGACGGUGUCUCUGCCGUGUCUCGCGGCCCAGAGACCACAUCACGACACGCCUGUGCUGCUGCUCUACUAUCAAGCGGACUCGAACUUCCCUUUCUUCAGUUACGACGCGAGAUCGGGCCAGUUCUGGCGCGGUGGCAGUUCUCGUACGCGUGACCCUCGAUACGAGGGCAGAGUGGCGCUCAACGUCACCUCCCCUCACCGCGUGGCCCUCAGCCUCCAUCGCGUCACCCGCAACGACACUGGAAAAUUCACCUGUCGCGUCGACUUCCUUGGCUCCCCCAGCCUCAAUUCGGCGAUCACCUUAAAAGUCUACGAGAACCCGCUACUGGGGCCAAACAUCACACUGUGGCAGCACCGCGUGGGGCGUGCCACGGAAGACAUCAUCCAGGGGCCCUUCCACGAGGGCGACGUGGUCAACCUAACCUGUACCGUCGUGGGGGGCUUCCCACAACCCACCGUGACGUGGUGGCAGGGCAACACGCUGGUGGACAACAUCAGCCACGUGGAGCCGGGGUGUGAGGCGGUGACGUGUCGCCGGGUGGUGAACCUGCUGACGCUGGGUCCACUCACCCGAGCCCUCGUCAGCGAACCUUUCACCUGCCGCUCAGAGAACAACCCCCUCUCCAAGCCCCGCUACGAUACCGUGCACCUCAAGAUAUACAUGGCGCCCAGUAAGGUGGUGCUGGACCCGCGGCUGACGGUACAGGCAGGGGUGCGUGAGACGCUGCAAUGCAGGGCCGUCGGCUCCUACCCAGAAGCUAAUAUCACGUGGACGCUCAACAGCCUGCCGCUGCCAACCGUCUCCCAGCCUGUGCUGGUGCAGGAGGGCGAGGACACCAUGUCGAGUGUGCAGGUCAUCCCGCGUCCUGAGCACAACGGCGCGCAGUUGACGUGCACGGCGGCGUCACGCACGCUCACUGACGCGCCCGUCUCCAGCACCGUCACUCUCAACGUCACGCACGCUCCUGUUGUGGAACUGAAGCUUGGCUCUAACUUGAGUCCGGACAACAUCCGACAGGGCGGGGAUGUUUACUUCGACUGCCUCACCACAGCGAACCCGCCUGUCCAGAAAAUAACUUGGUUCAAAGAGAAAAAGGAAGUGUGGCAGCGCAGCGAUGCUGGAGUGCUUGUGAAUGGCAACAACUUGGUGCUGCAGCGAGUGCAGCGAGCGCAUGGUGGCAACUACAGCUGCAAGGCUACAAAUGCAGUCGCUACAACAGAGAGCAAUCCUGUCGCACUCAGUGUUAUGUAUGGUCCCGUCUGCACGCAAGAGAGACAGACGGUGACAGCGAUCGAGGGUGAGACGGUCGAGCUUCAGUGCAACGUUGAUGCCAACCCCAACAAUGUGACGUUCUUCUGGCUCUUUAAUAACACUGUGGAUUCAACGCGUUUUCGGGAAAAUGAGUACACGGUGGAAGGCUCGACGUCGCGUCUCAAGUACGUCGCGUACUCAGCGCGUGACUACGGGACCGUCUUUUGCUGGGCGGCCAACGUCGUGGCGUCCCAGCUGGACCCUUGUGCCUUCACCCUGCAGCCUGCCGGCGCGCCUGACAGUGUCGAGGACUGCGUGCUGACGAACCAGUCAGCGGGCUCCCUGCACAUCACCUGCAAGCCCGGCGCUGAUGGAGGGCUAACUCAAACAUUCAGAGCCGAAGUGUUCCUGGCCGGGUCGGGGCGCGCUGUUCGCCAGCGCGACAGCUUCACGCCAGGCUUCACCAUCGAGGGUCUGGCCCCCGGCGAGGACUACACCGUCACCAUCUCCGCCGUCAACAGGAAGGGCACGUCGCCCCCCGUGUCCCUGCAGGCAUACACGCUUAAAGUCGCCGAGAACAGAAUGAUUUCGGGAGUGCCGAGCACCCUAGACUCGGACCCCCACGGGGGCUCAGGCAGCACCGACGGGUACGGAGCAGCAGCGGGUGACGACCGGACGCUGGGUGACCUGGGGGGCAUGAGUCGUCUGGCGGGAGCGGUUGCGGGGGCCGUGGGCGUGUUGCUCGCCAUCGUCAUGACGGCCGUCAUCUUCGUCAGGCAGAAAUGCUACGUCAUCAGGCGACGUGCGCCAGAUUUGGUUACUGGACAAGAACUGGAGUCGUGCUCAGGGUUAGACAACGUAGGUAUCCUGAUGUCAGCGACGAGCAGCAAGAUGGCAGCGUCAGCGAGUGACAGCGGCGGCUCAAGUCCACGGGCACCACACUCCCCGCCUCACUCUGAGAUCACGCUCAGUGGCAGCGACCUGCAGUGCUCUGAAGAAACUGAUCCAUUCAUGAUGGGCGGGUCGGUGCCUAAAGCGACGAUCGUUGUGGCUGCGAGCAAGAGCGCCUGUGGGGGGCUGGUGCCCGGGGGCUGCGGGGGCGGAAGCUCGGGGGUGUUCACCAUCCCCGCGAACAUCCCCCCUCCACCCCAGUACUGUUCCACCCCCUGUUCUGAACUCUCCCCCACACAGCACAGCUUCCAGCACUCCCCUUCCUCAAGUCUGUGUCGCCCUCAUAUUCCUCAGCAACAGCAAAGCCAGUCAAGAUCUUCAGGAACCUCUCAACUGGGAAAACAUUUUCCUCAUCCCAAUUUUCACGUGAACCCUCAUCACCAGCACCAUACCCAGCUCCCUCUAUAUCAUCAGUUCCAUACAUUGCAGAGACCCUCAUCACAUAAACAGAAUUCGCCGCUAUCCCAUCAAGUCGAUUUCAGUGGUGUCCAACUAACGCCGCCGAUGAGCCAACUUCGCUGCUGCUCGCCGCCCAGUAAAGCUCUGUGUCAGUGCCCGUGCACGGAACCCAACGCCUCGUUAAUAAGAUCAACGAGCGGCGGGUCCCCUCAGUGCUGCUCACGCCCCUUGUCCCCUUCGCAACAGCAGCUGCUGCAGCACCAGAACAGACUAGCCUCGUCUACUCCUCCGCCUCGAUUGCAACGUCAGUCCAGUGGAAAUUCCACUCCUCCAAAGCCGGGAUCCAACGUCAACUCCCCCGUGGCAUCGUAUAACCCAUUAGCUUCAUCAACGUUUUCACAAAUGGCUUUGUCUUCUGCCACGUUGCCGAGACAACGUUCCUUCGAUCCCCCGCCAUCGCAGACGACGACUCAACUCCCAUCUUCAUCAAAUACCCUUCAUCGCCAGCGUUCAGUAACGGAAACCCCAGGACACUUGAUGCAUCACGCUGCAUGCCCGACAUCACACAGCAAGACAUCGUCUCCCUCUCAAAGCAGAACGCAUGAGCUUAUGAAUCCAUCAAAUCAACGAUCUCUCUCACCCUCGAACGCUGUUAAUGAACCGUCAGAGCUGAACUACGUGCAGCCUAACCCGUCUCUCCCCUCAACCUACGGUGGUGGUGUCGGGGAUUCACCACUGGCGGCCGCUGUCGGGAAAGUGCAAUGGGAAGGAGCCCCUAGCGGGACAGGUAGUGAUGUCUGA
This is a messenger RNA of Hyalella azteca, 3795 nucleotides long. RefSeq lists its product as uncharacterized. The coding region runs from base 271 to 3795 and encodes 1174 amino acids. The record is from RefSeq and is a predicted model, not a curated record. The transcript has 16 exons. NCBI's taxonomy places the organism in Eukaryota, Metazoa, Arthropoda, Malacostraca, Amphipoda, Hyalellidae. Gene Ontology annotation, molecular function: protein binding.